Molecule: messenger RNA, 2534 nt
Organism: Anneissia japonica
Lineage: Eukaryota; Metazoa; Echinodermata; Crinoidea; Comatulida; Comatulidae
Product: RNA polymerase I-specific transcription initiation factor RRN3-like
Exons: 17
Coding region: 113-1930 (605 amino acids)
Biological process (GO): transcription initiation at RNA polymerase I promoter
Cellular component (GO): nucleus
Molecular function (GO): RNA polymerase I general transcription initiation factor activity; RNA polymerase I core binding
Source: RefSeq, a predicted model, not a curated record
AGGCAACUCUACGAGAAAUUGACUCCGUCAUCAGAAAACGGAAUUGCACGUGUGUGGUGAAAUGAGACAUUGUAAAGAAUCUGAAGCUGUAUGUUUCUAUUGAAGCAUAACUAUGCAUGGUAAAGAGGCAGGCAUGUCUUCAAAGAGUGUUAGAUUUGGAGGAAAAGUUGCAGAAAUUCUUACACAGUACAAAGAGGGAAACACAAAAGGCUAUGAUCUUCUUAUUCAUCAGUUGGCUGAUCCAGAAAUAAAGUCUUGUUCGCUUUUGUCUUGGAUUCAAGAGCUGCGUCAAGCGGUGACCCUGCUAUAUAAAGAUUUUGAGUCACUUGUUUCCACUGUCUUGAAAGUUCGAUGGGAACAGCAUGACCCAGAAGUUAUAGAUGAGUAUCGGGCUCUACUGGUUGAUUUGGUUUCAGCCCAAACACUUUAUUUGAGAUUGGUGUUAAAAAUGCUUAUCAAGAAAUUUCUAUUAAAUUAUAAGCCUAUGGAUGAAACCGACGAGGCUAAAAUGAAGAGGAUGGCGAGUGAAUCUGCGUGUUUUCGACACGUACACACAACGCUCCAAAUCAUUAUCAAGAUUGUCCCCAUGACACCUCAGUUUCUGAUGCCAGCCCUUUCUGACUGCUUCCCAUUCAUGAGGAAAGAUGUGUAUGUUCAGGAAUGCUAUGUCAAGAAUCUGCUUGUUCUAACACAGUAUGUGCCUAGAUUGAGACAGAAAAUUCUAGAGCUGAUUAUAGAGAAGCUGAUACUAUUGGAUGUUCAUGCUCCAAGGGCAGAAAUAGAGGAAGCGGAGGAUGCUGAGGAUAGUGAAGAUGACAUGGAGGAUGUUAUGUUUGAAAUGGAUGGAGUUUCAGAAGAAGUAAUUGAAGAUAAGUGCAAUUUAAGAGAAGAAGAAGAAGAAGAGACAACAGACAGCAAGAAGACGAUACGGCCAAUGAAACAUCCGUUAGCUAAUACACUUGAUGUCCUCAUGAAAAUUAUGCUGGAAUACAUCCAUGAUACUUGCCAUCCAAACGAUGAAUUUAAUAUUGAUUGUACUAAAGAUCUAUACCGAAAUUUGCUGUCUAUAUUUGAAAUAGUCGUGUUGCCAACGCAUGCGUGUUGCCAUGUGCAGUUCUUUAUGUUCUUCAUUUGCAGUUUCCGUCAGGGAUUGUCGGAUCUCUUUUUAGACUACCUUUGGAAGAAAAUUGAGAACCCAAACACUUCACAAAUCGUCAGGCAGGCAGCUGCAUCAUACGUGGCCAGCUUUUUAUCCAGGGCAAAGUUUGUACCAAUUGCCGCUGUGAGAACUGGCCUAGAUGUGAUGAUAUCAUGGGUCCAUCGUUACAUUGACUGUCAGGAUGGCAGCACAAGAUCCUACGCAGACGUCAAUCUUCAUGGUACCUUCUAUUCUGUUUGUCAGGCAAUAUUCUACACAUUUGUUUUUCGACACAAAAACAUCAUUGAAAGUGAGAAGGGAUUACUCUAUGCAAGGAGCCUGAACUUGGAAAGAAUUGUGACGUGCAGACUGAACCCACUAAAGGUCUGCCUACCAACAGUAGUCAAUAUGUUUGCAACAAUUACCAGAAUCCACGAAAUAGCAUUCUGUUAUACGGUUAUUGAACGCAACAACAGGGCCAUUAUUCCAGUAGUGACACAGACCCAAUGCGGAACAUCAACUCAGCUGACGAAUAUGAACCCGCUAGAUUCAUUUUUUCCAUUUGAUCCUUACAUCCUUCACAUGUCUGCAACCUUGAUAGAACCACUGUAUCAACUAUGGGAGGGCCAGCAGGUUGAAGACCAGCAGUCUUCUUCCGAGGAUGAGGAUAAUAAGGAGGAGGAGUGUUACUCAUUGUAUGCAGAUAAAGAGAGUCUGCUGCCGCUGGGCAUCACACCAACCGCUGCCAUGUGUGUCUCUCCAGGCUUCAGAUCUGCAUCAUUUGGAACUUGAAGCAAAUGCAUGACAUCGGUCAGAUCACAAAUCAAUUAUUGUGAUCACAUCGCAAUGAUUUUGAUGUGUUCUAUAUGCACCUAUUGCAGAGGAGAAUGCAACAGUUGUGAUUACAUCACAAUAAUUUUGAUAUGAAACAAUGUGUCUGGUAUUCGUGUACUGUAUUACAAAAGCAGAUUAUAACAGUUGUGGCUGCAUCACAAUGAUUUUGAUGAGGAUAAAACAAUUCUGUUGGGUAUGCAUGUAUUGCUUAUAGCAGAAUGUAACAAUUGUGAUCGCAUCACAAUGAUUUUUAUCAGGAUGAAACAGUUUUUGAUAAAGAUAAAUUAAUUGUGUUUGGGACACACAUAUGGCAGAGGAGAAUGCAACAAUUGUAACUGCAUCACAAUUAUUGAGAUCAUGAUAAAAAUAAUUGUGCUUGUGAUACGCAUAUGGCAAAGGAGAAUGCAGUGUAAUUGUGAUCGCAUCACAAUGAUUUUAUCCGGAUAAAAAUGUUAUGCUUAUAAUGCAACAGAUCACAUCAGGAUAAAACAAUUAGUUCGGUGUGCAUACAUUUCAGAGCAGAAGCCAAAGAUUGUGAUUGCAUAACAAUGAUUUUGAUCAU